CAUCGACUCUCGCGCGACCAGCCCUCGGCCAGCUACAACGACGCCUACACGCGCACCACACACCUUGCACCAUGCAGUCGCUGCCAGACGCGCGAUCGCAAAGCUUCGAGGAGCUCUAUGGGCCCCCCGAGAACUUCCUGGAGAUCGAGGUCCGAAACCCCAUGACACACGGUGUCGGCCGUGGCAUGUACACGACGUACGAAAUCGUCAUGCGAACCAACAUCCCCGCCUUCAAGCUCAAGUCGUCGACGGUACGCCGUCGCUACAGCGAAUUCGAAGCCUUCCGCGACAUCCUCGAGCGCGAGUCGGCGCGCGUCACAAUACCACCGCUGCCGGGCAAAGUGCUCACCAAUCGCUUCUCGGACGAUGUGAUUGAGCACCGACGCGAAGGGCUGCAACGCUUCCUCCAGAUUGUCGUGGGCCAUCCGUUGCUGCAGACUGGCAGCAAGGUGCUGGCUGCCUUUGUGCAGGAUCCCAACUGGGACAGACAUGCGUGGUAGACACGCCUGACCCGACUACUACAGAGGGCGGUUACCGACACUUGAUAUCUGUGUUGUUUGUGACAUCAUACUUUCAACAAUAUCAGAUUGCCGCAUUUCCUGCGUUACGGAGCAACGGGCGUUUGUGUUAGGCUUUCACGUGGGGCUUUGUGUACCUUGUCAUGAGUAGCAGCAGCGAGGAAAUGUCUAUAGUUCAAUCAUCAUCCCAUGUAAUCCACGCAAACGUCCAUGGCUGGGGACGAGCGCCGGCUACAACGAUUGCUAUCAACUUGACAUCAGCGGCGACGGUCCUCCGCGCAGCGCUAGCGAUGCAACGAGCAAGGCGCGGGGGUUAGUAACAAGCAAAAGUUUUUGGCAGCCGAACCGUCUUAACCCUGCAUUUUCCCGACC
Messenger RNA from Alternaria rosae, 890 nucleotides. Its product is annotated as Phox homologous domain-containing protein. Bases 72 to 500 code for a protein of 142 amino acids. The transcript has 4 exons. Gene Ontology annotation, biological process: late endosome to Golgi transport; endocytic recycling. The record is from RefSeq and is a predicted model, not a curated record. Gene Ontology annotation, molecular function: phosphatidylinositol-3-phosphate binding. Gene Ontology annotation, cellular component: retromer complex; early endosome membrane. NCBI's taxonomy places the organism in Eukaryota, Fungi, Ascomycota, Dothideomycetes, Pleosporales, Pleosporaceae.